GAGUAAUAUAGCGAGAGAGAGAUAGACAGAGAGUAAGAGAUUUCUACAAACAGUGAUGGAAACGUUGUUGUAUCUCACCCUGCUAAUCUCAGGGUUCUACACACCUUCCUCAUGCCUUCAUCAGUAUCACCUCAUUAGCAACAAUACGAACUGGACUGAUGCCCAGAGUUACUGCAGAGCACAUUACACUGACCUGGCCACAGUAGAUGACAUGGAGGACCUGAACAGGCUGAUUACCAGUGUCAUUGACUAUAAAUUAAAAUUAAGACACUGGAUUGGACUGAAGAAGGGAGACUCAAUGAAGUGGCACUGGUCUCUGGCAGACAGACGUUUCUACAGAGAGGGGGAGACUGAGUUCAGAAACUGGGACACUGGGACACCCCAAAAUGGUAACUGUGCAUUAAUGAGUACAGCUGGUCUGUGGAACAACACAUCCUGUGAUGACCAGCAUCACUUCCUCUGUUAUGAUGGAAAACAAGACACCAACCUAACAUACGUCUUAAUUCAGGAGAACAGGACCUGGAUAGAUGCUCAGAGUUACUGCAGACAGAAUCACACAGACCUGGUCAGUGUGAGGAACCAGACUGAGAACACAGAGAUAAAUAAGAAGAUAUCACUGAGGGGACUUCCUGUGUGGAUCGGUCUGUUUCUAGACUCCUGGAGAUGGUCAGACCAGAGUGACUCCUCAUUCAGAAACUGGCAGUCAGGAUGGCCUUCAACAGAUCAGAGAUACAACUGUACUCUGAUGUCGUCUUAUGUUCUUGAAAAUUUAUUUUCUUUUUAUUAUUAUUCUGAAAAGUAUAAAUAUCUUAAAUGGAGAAAUCUAAUAAAUGUGUCCUGUGACGUCCGCAAACCUUUCAUCUGCUAUGGUAAGAGAACUCUGUUUCCCCCAUGA
Oncorhynchus mykiss (rainbow trout) is the source of this 895-nucleotide messenger RNA. Lineage: Eukaryota; Metazoa; Chordata; Actinopteri; Salmoniformes; Salmonidae. The record is from RefSeq and is a predicted model, not a curated record.